AUGGUCGGAGCAACAAACGGGAAAAAGCUCGGCCAGGUUUUCAAGGUCGGAGUCAUUGGUUUGGGAGAGCUUGCGCAGGUGUCCCAUAUUCUUGUGCUGAACAGUCUGUCGACCCAUUUCGAGAUCACUUAUAUCUCCGAUGUCUCUCAGCAAGCCCUUGACCUCUGCGUGAAAAAGGUCGCUGGCGGGUCACCCAAGACGACGUUGAAUGCUGAAGAGUUGAUCACCUCUCCUGAAACGGAUGUUGUGGUCAUCUGCAACGUCAACGCAUUCCAUCCUUCACAAGCGAUCCUAGCUCUUCAGCACAACAAGUAUGUGUUCGUGGAGAAGCCGCUUGCACUGAACUACCGCGACCUUGAUGCCAUCAUCGCGGCGGAGCAGAUCUCGGAGGCCAAAGUCUUUGUAGGAUAUCAGAGACGGUAUGCCGAAUCUUUCCUCGAUGCUGUGAAGGAAGUGGGAGGGAUGGAAAAGAUUGACUACAUUCGCGUCAGGGACCAGUCUGGCACAUUUCCCAAGAAAUACACCGACUACCCGGAGCAAGAUACGGCAGAGAUGAAGUCUACCGAAGAAGAGAUGGUCAAAACAGCGCUCAUCAAGGAAAUCGGAGUUGAGCCAACGCCAGAGUCAAUGACGAUGUUCAGGUUGUUCACAGGACUCGGAGUACAUGACUUCUCUGCUUUGCGCGAGAUGGUCGGCAUGCCCUCACGAGUUGUGGGUGCCUCCCUGGGGCUGCCCAUCUGGAACGUGUUGUUCCAAUACGAAGGCUUUCCGGUCAUGUACGAGUCGGGUAUCAUCGACGUACCCAGGUUUGAUGCCCACAUCGAGAUCUACUCGCGAGAGAAGAUUGUACGCGUUGACUACGAUACUCCGUACGUUAAGGGACUUCCUAUUACCAUGACCAUCAGGGAGAAGAUCGAGACUGCCAAAGGUGAUGGUUACCAAGAGACAGUUGUCAGGAAAACGUAUGAGGACCCCUUCACGCUUGAGUUCUUGGACUUUCACUCUUGUGUGACGAAGAAGACUACCCCAAAAACCUCGGCCGUGGAUGCUCGGGAAGAUCUGGACUUGAUAAAGAUGAUCAUGCAGAAUGCCUACUAG
Messenger RNA from Colletotrichum fioriniae, 1098 nucleotides. RefSeq lists its product as uncharacterized. The record is from RefSeq and is a predicted model, not a curated record. NCBI's taxonomy places the organism in Eukaryota, Fungi, Ascomycota, Sordariomycetes, Glomerellales, Glomerellaceae. Gene Ontology annotation, biological process: NADPH regeneration. Gene Ontology annotation, molecular function: nucleotide binding; oxidoreductase activity. Gene Ontology annotation, cellular component: cytoplasm.